This is a messenger RNA of Saccharomyces eubayanus, 1578 nucleotides long. RefSeq names its product alcohol O-acetyltransferase (gene ATF1). NCBI's taxonomy places the organism in Eukaryota, Fungi, Ascomycota, Saccharomycetes, Saccharomycetales, Saccharomycetaceae. The transcript has a single exon. The coding region runs from base 1 to 1578 and encodes 525 amino acids. The record is from RefSeq and is a predicted model, not a curated record. Gene Ontology annotation, molecular function: N-acetyltransferase activity.
AUGAAUACCUACAGUGAAAAAACAUCUCUUGUUCAAGAUGAAUGUCUUGUCAAGAUGAUACAGAAUGGGCAUUCCCGGCGUAUGGGAUCUGUGGAAGAUUUGUACGCUGCACUCAACAGACAGAAAUUGUAUCGGAAUUUUUCGACAUAUUCAGAGCUGAAUGAUUACUGUACCAAAGAUCAGCUCGCAUUAGCUCUAAGAAAUAUAUGUUUGAAAAAUCCGACUCUCCUACAUAUUGUAUUACCGGCAAGAUGGCCAGAUCAUGAAAAGUAUUACCUUAGCUCAGAAUAUUAUUCACAGCCCCGUCCAAAACAUGAUUAUAUUUCAGUUUUGCCUGAGUUGAAAUUAGAUGGUGUGAUUCUCAACGAGCAACCUGAGCACAAUGCCCUAAUGAAGCAAAUACUAGAAGAAUUUGCGAAUAGCAAUGGAUCUUAUACUGCAAAAAUCUUUAAAUUGACCACCGCUUUGACUAUACCUUACACUGGGCCAACAAGUCCAACUUGGCGGUUGAUUUGUCUCCCAGAAGAAGAUGACACGAAUAAGUGGAAGAAAUUUAUAUUUGUAUCCAAUCACUGCAUGUGCGAUGGUAGAUCCUCAAUUCACUUUUUUCAGGAUCUAAGAGAUGAAUUAAACAAUAUAAAAACUCCGCCAAAGAAAUUGGAUUACAUUUUCGAGUACGAAAAGGAUUACCAACUUUUGAGAAAGCUCCCAGAACCCAUUGAAAAUAUGAUAGAUUUCAGGCCGCCAUAUUUGUUUAUUCCGAAGUCUCUUCUUUCUGGUUUUAUUUACAGUCAUUUGAGGUUUUCUUCAAAGGGUGUUUGCACGAGAAUGGAUGAGAUAGAAAAAAGUGAUGAGAUUGUUACAGAAAUUAUCAAUAUUUCUCCAUCAGAGUUUCAAAAAAUUAGAACGAAAAUUAAAUCAAACAUUCCCGGUAAGUGCACCAUCACUCCGUUCUUAGAAGUUUGUUGGUUUGUUACUCUCCAUAAAUGGGGCAAGUUUUUCAAACCACUGAAGUUCGAGUGGCUCACUGAUGUUUUUAUACCUGCAGAUUGCCGCUCAUUGCUGCCUGAAGAUGAAGAAGUGAGAGCUAUGUACAGGUACGGCGCUAACGUCGGGUUUGUUGACUUCACUCCAUGGAUAAGCGAAUUCAACAUGAACGACAGCAAAGAAAAUUUCUGGCCACUUAUUGCACAUUAUCAUGAAGUAAUUUCCGGGGCGAUAAAAGACAAGAAGCAUCUCAAUGGUUUGGGGUUCAACAUACAAGGCUUGGUCCAAAAGUAUGUCAACAUUGAUAAAGUAAUGCGUGAUCGUGCUCUUGGUAAAUCACGUGGGGGCACUUUGUUGAGCAACGUAGGUAUGUUCCACCAAUCGGAGGAGACCGAACACAAGUAUCGUAUAAGAGAUUUGGCCUUUGGUCAAUUUCAAGGGUCAUGGCAUCAAGCUUUUUCAUUGGGUGUUUCUUCGACUAAUGUGAAGGGAAUGAACAUUUUGAUUUCUUCAACGAAAAAUGUCGUGGGUAGUCAAGAAUUGUUGGAGGAGCUUUGUGCUAUGUACAAGGCUCUGCUUUUAAAUCCCUGA